This is a messenger RNA of Geodia barretti, 3105 nucleotides long. NCBI's taxonomy places the organism in Eukaryota, Metazoa, Porifera, Demospongiae, Tetractinellida, Geodiidae. The record is from the annotation of a GenBank genome assembly.
CUCUAAUAGCCUCGUGUUCAAUGGCGGUAUCGAGUUUCGAAGAUUGUACAAGGAUCUCUAUCCCGCUGCCACCAAAUGGAAAAAGAUUGGGAUAGAGCUUGGCUGUCCCCCGGAGCAACUGGACUUGAUCGAGAGGAAACCAAGCAACAGAGACGAUUCUGAUUAUCUUCGUGAUAUGUUGCACUAUAGACAAAGAAGAACGGAGCCGUCAGAACUCACGUGGGAGGUUAUUUACAGGGCUUUGCUGUCUAGCAUUGUAGGAGAGUCUAAAUUGGCCAAGCGAAUAGCUCAAGACCACUGUCCAUAUCUACUCGAAAGUAGGGGCGCAGAUUUACAUAUUGGACAAGAGGCAGCGGAUAAUGUCUUCGCUAUGACUGGGGUGAAUAUCAAAGUGCUAUCAGCCAGUCUGGUGGGAGCAGUUGUCGCCCUGGCUUCUGUACUCUUUGUUCUUCUAAUACCGUAUAGCACUCACACCACUAAUGGUACGUAUAAUUAUACCUUAACAAUUUCACAAACUCUGUCAUUUGGUAACAAUGUCCAUGCUCCAGCUCCAAUGUCAAUUAACCCUAAAGAACAUCAAUUCAGUAGUAUUGUUCCACUGCACCGGUACUGGAAAUUGGAAAAGACUGACCACUUCUAUACCAUUAAUGACAAUGAGAUCGGAACCAUAGAAUAUGGACAGAUUGGAAAACAUGGCUAUGUUUAUGAAGGUAUCCAAUGCCAAAUCUAUGAGGAAGAAGUUGAGCAUUCAGUACCUCUCUAUCGCUACUGGAAAAGUGCUAACAGUGAUCACUUUUACACUACAAACCCAAAAGAAAUUGGAACGGUUACCCCUGGAGAGAUUGGCAAUCAUGGGAGUGAAGGCAUAGUUGGAUACUGUUUCCCCACUGAAAAAGAAGGCACAGUUCCACUUUACCGCUACUGGAACCCAAAGAUUGUGGAUCACUUCUAUACCACAAAUGGAAUCGAAAUCGGGACUGUGACACCUGGAGAGACAGGAAAGGGAUAUAUCUCAGAGGGGGUGGUCUGCUAUGUCGAUCCAUGAACCGGUGCAAAGGAUCUUUCAGAAUGGGAGCCUACCUAGUUGUCUGACCUUGCCUCUUUCAGCAGCUGUACUGUUGCGCGCAUGAUCACAUCUGCGCAUGCGCGUAUAACAAGCGGUCGAUUUAGAGAGCACUUCAUCGGCCUCUCGUCCCGGCCCAACAGAAACGGCGCGCUAUACCGUUUGCAAGCUGGCUAUAGAGCCAGCCGACUGGAACAGGGAAAGUGAUCGAGUACUAUAUGCGAAAUGUCUUCUGCCAGAUUCCGAUUCCUCUAUCGCGCCAUCCGCUCCUCUCCUGGUGCUGGAAACGGCGUGGAAGUGACGCCACCUCGUGGUGCUACAGUCGGGAGACAUCUCCACUCGGUUAUUCGUGGAAUCCGCGGAGUGAUCUUCGACAUGGACGGAACGCUGACGGUCCCCGUGCUGGAUUUCGUGGAGAUGCGGUCCAGACUGGGCCUGCCUCAGGGCGCGGAUAUACUCCCAACUGUGAUGAGAAUGCCAGCUGCGCAGCGAGCGCAGGCAAUGAGGACCAUAGAAGAGCUUGAAGAAGAAGCCUCCAGGAGGUUGGAGUUGCAGCCAGGGGUCCUGGAUCUCCUCCACAUGCUGAUCCAGUCCGGAGUGGAGAGGGCUGUCGUGACCAGGAACUCUCCGGAGGCGGCACAGGUGUUCCUGGACAAGCUGCACCAGGAACUGGCUGACAGGAGACACCUCUAUCCUCUCCUGGAACCCAACCAAAUUUUCUCUCAGGUACUAACUCGAGACUUCACACCGUGUAAGCCAGACCCGGCAGCUGUGUACCAUAUUUGCAGGCAGUGGGGGGUGGAGCCUGCAGACGUUGUGUUCAUUGGAGAUGAUGCCACUGAUAUGAGGUGCUGUCGAAACGCCGGAGCAGCAGCCUCAGAGGAGCUGAAGGAGCUCAUCUCCACGGCUCUGAAGGGAUCUCUGAGGUACAUCAAGAUCAGCAUCGAGAAUGAGAAGCUGGUACCAGAUGGCAGUUCAACAACCUCCGGGUCAUGGGAAGAUGAUCUGGACUCCAUGAUCCAGCCCCAGCUCUUUGAGGACAAGCCCUGUUACAUCUUCUACAGACUGGAUGAGAGAAACUCCUACCAAAACUACCUCUGGGUCUUCAUGUCUUACACUCCCGACAAUGCCAAGGUUAGGGACAAGAUGCUGUAUGCAGCUACAAAGGCCACAGUAAGGAAGGCGUUCCAGUCAGGAGUUGUUGUUGACGACAUUGCCGCCACCACCAAGGAUGAGUUGUCAUUGGCUGGGUACCGCCGUCACCUGGAGAGUCAGAAGGCUGCCCCUCCUCUCUCUCAGACUGAAGUGGCUCUUCAAGAACUCCAGCUGAAUGAGGACCGUGUUGAUGUUGGAACAGCGACACGGCAGAGUCAUCUCCAUGGAGUGGCCUUCCCCAUCGACCAAAAUGCCCUCCAGGCACUCCAGCAGCUCGGGAACAAGGAACUUGCCUACGUCCGACUGGCAGUGGAGAUGUCGAAGGAGCGUAUCUACCUGGACACCAAGAAGGAGAGUAUGACGGCUGACGGACUGUCGGCAGUGGUCCCUGAUGGCCACCCCAGUUAUCACUUCUUCCUCUUCAAACACACGUUCGAGGGUGACUACCAGGAGAGCAUAGUGUUUAUCUAUUCGUGUCCCGGGUUCAAGAGCAGUAUCAAGGAGCGCAUGCUCUACUCUUCUUGCAAGGAGCCACUGGUGUCUGUAGUAGAGGACAGCCUCAAGAUCGAAGUUGUAAAAAAGAUUGAGAUAGACAGUGGGAAGGACCUGAGUGAGGCUUACAUCAUGGAGGAGGUCCACCCCUCCCAGCAGGCUUACCGGCCAAAGUUCAUGAAGCCGCCGGGUCCAGCUAGGAGACGGUCUCGCUCACCAGCCAAGAACAACCACUCUGACAUUGCCUGAACCUCUGUCCCUGUGUGUGUCUAGCAAUGAUCGUGUUUUUGUUGUUCUAGAGAGUGUACAUAAUAAUUUAUUAUUUUGACUUAGGAAACAGUAGCUACAUCAUCAAUUUCACAUCCAUACUUACUCUUUGAGCUAGCCAUGAAAAU